AUGGCGGCCCGCCACCACAAAGCACUGAACAAAUGGGUUGCGAGACUCAUACCGGGCAUCCUCCUGGGUCUCAUUGGUUACAGCGCAUAUGUGAUCACAAAAGUGAUCGCAAUAGACUACCUCAUCACUCCCUCGCCAGGCCUUCCUAUACAGCGUCGACCUGGGUCUGCUGCUGGGAUAUUGCUAUUCUACUAUCUCCUCCUCAUACCUCUUCUUAUCUGCUACACUCGGCUCAUCCAGACAAUCAUAACCAACCCUGGCUAUGUGCCACGAGGCGCAGAAUGGUAUCAACAACGCAAGGAAGAAGCCGCAGGUGCACGAAGAAAGCACCGUCGAGGUUAUCAGAGCCAGAGAAGAUCUUUGCCACAUGACACCGAAAAACCUCCACAGCAGCCACAACCAUGGCGAGUCGAUACCCAAGACCUGGAAUCUGGUGGUUCGAACCACAGCAGUCUCACCACGCACAAGAAGCAUGCGAACCACUUCUCCCAUAGCCACAACAAUUCCACCGACAUCCCCUUCUGGCAGCGCGACAUCUUCGUCUGCAACCCUGAUGGCCGGCCGCCCUUUUGCUCCAGCUGCCUAACCCACAAGCCGGACCGCACCCACCACUGCAGCGAAGUGGACCGCUGCGUGCUGAAAAUGGAUCACUUCUGCCCCUGGGUCGGUGGUAUCGUAUCCGAAACAUCCUUCAAAUACUUCAUCCAGUUCAAUGUCUACGCCGCUUUCUUCUGCAUUAUGGUCUUGACGACCAUCUCUGUUUUCAUAGCCGAGAGGAGGAGGAUUGACCCAGGGUUCCUGAAUGUACAUUACUUCCUUCUUCUGGGGAUAUCAGCCCUAUUCACACUAUUCUCGCUGGGCAUGGCGGGCAGCUCGAUACAACUUUCGCUCAUCAACUCGACGACAGUGGAGAAUCUAAAUCGGAGAAGUAAAGUCUGGUUCCUAGCCGUGCUAAUCCCCAGAAACGAAGACGGCACAUUACCGUCCCUCCCACCACCACAAUCAUCCAAGCCAGGAGUUGGCGGAUUCAGACCUACGCCUCGAUUCCAAACAAUUACCUAUCCCCGCCCACCAGAAGAAGAGCAGUUUCUUAUCCACCAAGCACGUAGCCAGCAGGGUCAUAGCAGGAAUCUCCCGCCCGCGGAUCCUUCCAGCACCAUAAACACCCGUCCAUCUACCACCCCACCGACCCUCCCAUCGCAACAGCCCCGCACAUUCGCCAUCCUCUCCACCCAACCAGGCGAAAACCCCUUCGACAUCGGGCCCUGGGAAAAUAUUCGCCAGGUCAUGGGAUACAGUCUCUCUGAGUGGCUCUUUCCCAUCAGGCAAUCGCCUUGUGGCGAGCAUAGAGGUAGGGUGAGUGCGUUUAAGAUUAAUAAGGAAUUAGUGAGAAGGUUGACGGAGGAGGCGGGGUUCAUGGGUGUGAGGCGUGAAAGGGAUAGCCGCAGCCGGAGUGGUGGUGAAAGUGGAAUGGGAAGUGGAAGCGGUGAUGGAAGCGGCAGUGCAGCAGAGGAUUUUGGGAGUAGGAGGAAGAAAAGACGGAGGAGAAGGUCGAGGCAAGCGAGCAGGAGGGAUGAGGGUGAGGAGGGCGUAAGGUGA
This is a messenger RNA of Endocarpon pusillum Z07020, 1599 nucleotides long. RefSeq lists its product as uncharacterized. Gene Ontology annotation, cellular component: endoplasmic reticulum; Golgi apparatus. The record is from RefSeq and is a predicted model, not a curated record. The transcript has a single exon. Bases 1 to 1599 code for a protein of 532 amino acids. Lineage: Eukaryota; Fungi; Ascomycota; Eurotiomycetes; Verrucariales; Verrucariaceae. Gene Ontology annotation, molecular function: protein-cysteine S-palmitoyltransferase activity. Gene Ontology annotation, biological process: protein targeting to membrane; peptidyl-L-cysteine S-palmitoylation.